This is a messenger RNA of Nipponia nippon (crested ibis), 1887 nucleotides long. It is a transcript of the gene EXOC8, whose product is annotated as exocyst complex component 8. Lineage: Eukaryota; Metazoa; Chordata; Aves; Pelecaniformes; Threskiornithidae. Gene Ontology annotation, cellular component: exocyst. Gene Ontology annotation, biological process: exocytosis; Golgi to plasma membrane transport; intracellular protein localization. The record is from RefSeq and is a predicted model, not a curated record.
CCCCCCCCCCCCCCCCCCCCCGGGCCCCCUACCGCUGAGAUGCCCUCUACCCCCUCGACGGGCUGGCCGUGGUCAACGUCAAGGACAACCCGCCCAUGAAGGACAUGUUCAAGCUGCUCAUGUUCCCUGAGAGCCGCAUCUUCCAAGCCGAGAACGCCAAGAUCAAGAAGGAGUGGCUGGAGGUGCUGGAGGAGACCAAGCGCAACCGGGCCCUCAGCGAGAAGCGACGCCUGGAGCAGGAGGCCCUGCCCCGGCCCGCCCCGACGCCCCCCGAAUCCACCAACCCCUUCGAGGAGGAGGAGGAGGAGGAGGAGGAGGAGGAAGAGCCCUCUGCUGAGGAGGAGGUGGUUGACCUGUCACUUGAGUGGAUCCAGGAGCUGCCAGAGGACUUGGACGUCUGCAUCGCUCAGCGGGACUUCGAGGGGGCGGUGGACCUCUUGGAUAAACUCAACGAGUACCUGGGGGACAAGCCCGUGAGCCAGCCCGUGAAGGAGCUGCGGGCCAAGGUGGAUGAGCGGGUCCGGCAGCUUACGGACGUGCUGGUGUUUGAGCUGUCUCCAGACCGCUCGCUGCGAGGAGGGCCGCGGGCCACCCGCCGAGCCGUGUCCCAGCUCAUUCGCUUGGGCCAGUCCACCAAGGCGUGUGAGCUCUUCCUGAAGAACCGGGCGGCCGCCGUGCAGACAGCCAUCCGACAGCUGCGCAUCGAGGGUGCCACACUGCUCUACAUCCACAAGCUCUGCCACGUCUUCUUCACCAGCCUUCUAGAGACGGCGAGAGAGUUUGAGACGGACUUCGCCGGUAACAACGGCUGCUACUCCGCCCUUGUUGUCUGGGCCCGCUCUUCCAUGAGGAUGUUUGUAGAUGCCUUCAGUAAGCAAGUAUUUGAUAGUAAAGAGAGCUUGUCGACUGCGGCAGAGUGCGUCAAGGUGGCUAAAGAGCACUGCAAGCAGCUUAGCGAGAUUGGACUGGAUCUCACCUUCAUCAUUCAUGCCCUCCUGGUAAAGGAUAUCAAAGGUGCUUUACAGAGCUACAAGGAUAUCAUCAUUGAGGCCACCAAGCACCGCAACUCUGAGGAGAUGUGGAGAAGGAUGAACCUAAUGACUCCAGAGGCGCUGGGGAAACUCAGGGAGGAGAUGAGGAGCUGCGGGGUAGGCAAUUUUGACCAAUACACGGGCGAUGACUGCUGGGUCAACCUUAGCUAUACUGUAGUAGCUUUCACUAAGCAGACUAUGGCCUUCUUGGAGGAAGCAUUAAAGCUUUACUUUCCAGAGCUGCAUAUGGUUCUUUUGGAGAGUCUCGUGGAAAUCAUCCUGGUGGCCGUCCAGCAUGUUGAUUACAGUUUACGGUGUGAACAGGACCCUGAGAAGAAAGCAUUCAUUAGGCAGAAUGCCUCCUUCCUGUAUGAAACUGUCCUUCCUGUUGUGGAAAAAAGAUUUGAGGAAGGAGUUGGAAAGCCAGCCAAGCAGCUACAGGAUCUGAGAAAUGCUUCAAGAUUGAUGCGUGUAAAUCCGGAAAGUACCACCUCUGUGGUGUGAUGUGACCUAACGGUUCUUAUGAACAGAGUGUGAAAGCGCUUACUGCAAAUGUUGUACAUUGAAUAUAUGAACAAAAUGGGGUUUUUGAGUCCCUGAAAAAUGCAGAAGCCUAACUGCUGCAUUCCAGAAGCUGAAGACUUAACAAUCAAAGCCUGCAAGGAUGCAACGCUUUUCUUGGUGGAUGGCGGGUAGGGGAGCGAGAAGUAAGGUCGAGGUCACAUGUCCUUGGACAGCAUAGCCUGUAAGAAUGGCUUGUGUAGUGUUUGUGGCUUGGGAAAUACUGUAGUAUACAAUUUUUGGCCAAGUGUUUGUGAAAGUCUUAAAUGUAUGUACACCAUAUGGCAGGAAAAGA